GUAACAACGAAAUCAAGUCCACUCCCCCAUCGACGUUUGGGCAUUGCGUUCGAGGGUUUCCCGUGUUCGGGAAGCGGCUGAGUCGAUGGCCGGAGCAGGGAUGCGACGUCAGCUUCGAUUGAGCAGCGUGGCGCCGGGGCGAUGAAGUGUAAGAUCCACUCGUACGAGGAGGGCGUCGGCGUCUGCGCUUCCUGCCUCCGCGAGCGCCUCCUCGCCCUCGUCGCCUCCCGGAGCGAGAUCUCUGACACCCAUGCUCACCGUCGCCGGGGAUCCGACGCUCCCCCACCACCUCCUCCACUCGUCGUCCCCCGAUCCGUCUCGCCUUACGUCUCCAGCCGCAGAUCUGUUGAUUUCGAUGGCUCCUCCGGCCACCCCCUCCGGCUUCAGCCUUUCUUCAACACCCCCCAGGUCGGCCCCUUCCUCAACGCUUCAGGUGGACGCGGUGGGUUUGGGGAAGUCGGCGACGGGCGGAGGCGGGGGUUCUCUGUGUUGAGGACCCUUUUUGGGCGUCGCAGGCGCGGGGAGGCGGAUCCCGGUUUGGGGGCGUUGAAGGCUUCGGCAUCGGGCUCUUGGUUCUCGUCGCUGACCUGGUACCGCGAGAAGAAGAAUAAAGGGGCGCAGCUCUCCUCCGCCGCGGAGGAGCAAUCGCCCCGCGGCAGAGCACCGGGAUCUAGCGGAGCAGUGGAGAUGGUAAUAUCUCCAGCUGUGGACGGGGGCGAUGAUUACCAUACCAGUCCACGCAGCGAAAUGUGCAGGGAACACUGGCGGCGCCCGACUCCGACGCCGAUGCGGGAAUUCCUUGGGAGCAAACGGCAACCCCGUAGCUUCAGCCCCGUCUCGGGGUUCUCCGUCUGUCUGAGCCCACUGGUGAGAUUAUCUCCCCAUUCGAGGAGAAGGCAGGCAGCUGACAUGGGGACAGCCGGCGAUCUCCGGAGCGCUGCCGGCUCUGUCCACCAUCAAAACCGGGCGGUCGGCGGCGCCACCCUCGGCCGAAACCGAUCAAGGAAUGUAGGCAGUUUCAAAUGACGAUUUUGCCCCCACUUGGUCUCUCGUAUUUGCAACCCUUGCCCCUGUUCUCUCUUUCUUUCUAUUUUAGAGUAAUAAAUGCUGGACUAUAUACAAGUAAAAAAAAAAUCAGUAAAUUCAAUAAUAUGUGUGAUUUCUUUUUAAAA
Zingiber officinale is the source of this 1172-nucleotide messenger RNA. RefSeq lists its product as uncharacterized. The transcript has a single exon. The record is from RefSeq and is a predicted model, not a curated record. NCBI's taxonomy places the organism in Eukaryota, Viridiplantae, Streptophyta, Magnoliopsida, Zingiberales, Zingiberaceae. The coding region runs from base 142 to 1026 and encodes 294 amino acids.